Messenger RNA from Xenia sp. Carnegie-2017, 2452 nucleotides. Its product is annotated as 2-(3-amino-3-carboxypropyl)histidine synthase subunit 2-like. The record is from RefSeq and is a predicted model, not a curated record. NCBI's taxonomy places the organism in Eukaryota, Metazoa, Cnidaria, Anthozoa, Malacalcyonacea, Xeniidae. The coding region runs from base 2 to 1702 and encodes 566 amino acids. The transcript has 17 exons. Gene Ontology annotation, biological process: protein histidyl modification to diphthamide. Gene Ontology annotation, molecular function: 2-(3-amino-3-carboxypropyl)histidine synthase activity.
AAUGGCGGAUAACUUAAUCAUAGAAAGCAAUCAAUUCAGUAGUAAUGUUGACGAGAAACAUUUUGAUAUCGUUGCCUCAGCCUUGAGAAAAAGUUGCCUAAAUGAUGAUGAAUUGAAAGAUUACUUUGAGUUAGAAAGAUGUUUUAAGUGCAUUACAAAAUUUGAGAUGCAAUCGUUUGGAAAUAGUAAAGAUGAUUUAAACAGCGAUAUUUUUGUGAAGGUAGGCCUUCAGUUUCCUGAUCAUAUGUUAUGUAAUUCAGCAAGAGUUGCUCAACUAAUUGAAGAAAAUGUGAAAUGUAAAACAUACAUCAUGGCUGACACCACUUAUGGAAGUUGUUGUGUUGAUAAAAUAGCAGCUGAACAUAUCAAAGUAGACUUCAUAAUUCAUUUUGGUUCAGCAUGUCUCAGCAGAACAGAUAGUAUUCCUGUCAUUUUUGUUUUUGGUAAAGAAAAAAUAAAUAUUGAGGAAUGUUGUGUGGCCUUUCGUCAUUGUUUUGAAGAUAAAAGUACAAAAAUUAUACUUGCUUAUGAUGUUGUUUAUCAUCAUUCAAUUGAUCAAAUAUACACAAAGCUUUCUUCUGAAUAUAAAUCACUGAUUCCAUCUCGAGUCAAAGGCUGUGAUAAUUUCAUUAUGAAAAGUAGAUGUUGCAACACUGAAAAUUUUCCCCUCAACAAUAGCAAUGAAGUUUAUGAUUCUUCAUUUAAUGAUGAGUGCAAUGAAAAUAUUUCUCAUUUUGGUUUCAGAUUUGGUCGCGAAUUCAAUCUAGAAGAUGGUUGUUCUGUUGAUGAUUACGUCGUUUUCUAUAUUGGAAAAGAAAGUUUGACAUUAACCAAUCAUAUGAUGACUCUCAACAAAUGUGAGUUUUAUUCUUAUGAUCCCGAGAUGUCAACAUGUCGUAAAGAAACUUUGAAUGUAAAUCGUCAUCUCAUGAAAAGGUACUAUCUCAUUGAAAAGGCAAAAGACGCUCAAACUGUUGGAAUACUUGUUGCUACAAUAGGAAUUGUUAACUCUUUGCAAAUCCUCAAAAGAAUCAAAACAAUUUUACGCAAAUGUGGAAAAAAGUUUUAUACAUUUGUGGUUGGAAAAAUCAAUGCAGAAAAGCUGGCAAACUUUAUGGAAAUCGACAUAUUUGUGAUAAUUGCCUGCCCAGAAAAUAGUUUAAUUAAUUCUCAGGAAUUUUAUAAACCAGUCAUAACACCUUUUGAAAUUGAAGUUGCUUGUACAAGGGCAAGGCAAUGGACUGGUGAAUAUAUAACAGAUUUUCAAGAACUUUUACCAGGUGCUGCAAGUCAUGUGAAUAUAGAAGAUCAGGAGAGUGAAUUUGAUGUUCCUGACAUGUCGUUGAUUUCUGGCCAUCUACGUCCUAAGCGUUCACAAAAGGAUUCAGAUAUAAACAUUGAAAAAUCUACUGCUCUGGCUGCUCGAAAUAUGAAUGCAACAUUAUCUUGUCAUCAUUCAGCUGCAGCGGAAUUUCUCGCCCAGCGCUCUUGGAAAGGUCUGGAAAUAAAAAAAGGUGAAACACAAGUGAGCAAAGCGAUCGAAGGAAGAAAUGGGAUUGCAAGCUCUUAUACUCAUGAAACUGGGCAUAGUUCUGGUGCAGAGUAUUCUGAUGAAGAUAACUUGAUGGGUGCGAAUAGACUGAAACAAUCUGAAUGUUGUGAAUUGAUGGCAACCCGACUAGUCUCAACUCAGACAACUUGAUUGGUCGAAUGGAAACUAUUUAAAUUACCUGCAUUUAGCUAUGGAUUUAGCCAGUUCAAAUCAAUGGUUAACGUUCAAGCAUCCAGGUUAAGUUGAGAUCAGUGGUAUGGUUUUCUUUUGACGAAAUCGAAGUUUAUGUCAUCCGGUUUAUGUUGCAAUCUUGGCAACGCUAAUGCAAUUACUGAAAUAUGGCGUUAAUUAAAAUUGUGUAAUUUGCGACAAAUCAAUGGCUUAGUCGCAAUAUUCUUGUGAAGAUUUAUUGAACUCUAUUUUCCUUACUGAAUAGACAUAAUUAUAACUUCUUGAAAAAUAUUUCCCAUUGGAAUUAAUGAAUGGCAAUUUCCGUCCAAAACUGUUUGUCACACAGGAAGAAUGGUAACAGGAUUGGUCUUAAGAUGGUGUACUUUGAUAGUUUUGUGUGUUACAAAUAUUAAUAUUAUUUUUCAGUGAAUGAUAUUCCUUCUUUUAAAUAUUCUAUUAGAAAUUACUAUUUUUACGUUGUGUAAUGUAAUUUUUUAUACACAUAUUUUGUAAAUGCUUUGCUCUCCUUGCAAAAUUUAAUUGCUUGUGAACAUAUGAUCAACAGUGUAAUAUCAGUUUGUGAUUGUCUAUGUAUACUGAAACUUAUCUUUACUCUGAGUCAUAUGAGUCAUAAGAAAUUUUCUUAGAGGGGGUUAUAUCUCCAUUUUGUAAAUAGUGAUUUUCCAUUUCCUGCUGAGGACAUUUUCCUAAUAAACAUUCUAGCUAUGA